AUGGAAUCAGAAAACCCCAAGCCGAUACCGGCAUAUUACUGCUGUUAUCUUCUCCGUUCAACCGUCCGACACGCUUCACUAUAUAUUGGCUCGACCCCAAACCCGAUCAGACGACUCCCUCAACACAAUGGCGUUGCCAAAGGUGGGGCUAAGCGCACCGCCAGAGACAAAUUACGCCCCUGGGAAAUGUCCCUUGUUGUCGAAGGUUUCAUGUCCCGAGUUGGUGCAUUACAAUUCGAAUGGGCAUGGCAACACCCCGAAAAAUCACGACACCUCGAAUCCGAAGACGAACUAGACAAGUCUAAACCUAAGGUCAAUAUCGGCGGAAAGACAGGGAAGCCUAAACCCAAGCCCCGCUCACGAACCAGGAGAUCCUUGACGGCUCAUUUGGAGGAUUUGCAUUCAUUGGUUCGGUCGACAUAUUUCUGUUCUUGGCCAUUGCAUGUCCGAUUCUUCCGUGCCGAUGUAUAUCGCGUAUGGCGAGCGUGGAAUGAUCGUGUAGAUGCUCGGCUGCCCCCAAAUAUCAAGAUUAUUCUGGAUGGUGAUAACCUUGCAACGGUGCCAGCUGCCAAGCAAACCAAUGAGCUUGAACCUGCCGGAUGCAUAAACAACCUAUCAGUCGACUACGCCAGGCUGGAAGAUUAUCUUGAGAAGUCGAUGUUUAUACUUGAAGAUCCAGAAGAUCUACAAUGCGCAGCGUGUAAGGGGUCGGUCUCUCCAAGCACAGAGCAGAUAGUAGUGUGUCCACAGGCAGAUUGUCGUGGAACGAGCCAUUUAUUAUGUCUAUCUACCAAUUUCUUAGACGCUGCCGGUGAGCCAGAUCUCCUGGUACCGACCCAAGGAACCUGCCCAUCAUGUGAAAAAGCCGUGCAGUGGCCAAUGAUGAUGCGCGAGCUGAGCUUCCGCAAUCGAGCAGAAAAAGAAGCGCGCGCAGUUCUACGAAAGAAGGAAAAGCGCCUCCGCAAAGAGGCUGCAGCCACCGAGCCAGGCUCGGUGCCUCGAUCGACGUCAAUCGAACCAAGAACACAACCAGAAGAAUCAGCCAAGGAUGAAUUGAGCUCCAAUUGGUUUGACGAUGUGGAUCUGGAAUCAGACUCCGAUCUCGAGGGCCGACAGAAGUACCGCUCGACUCGCCUUCCAUCGAACCUCGAGAUAGUUAUUGAGGAUAGCGACUGGGACGACGCAGAGCUCGUGGAAUGA
Molecule: messenger RNA, 1200 nt
Organism: Penicillium soppii
Lineage: Eukaryota; Fungi; Ascomycota; Eurotiomycetes; Eurotiales; Aspergillaceae
Product: structure-specific endonuclease subunit SLX1
Exons: 2
Coding region: 1-1200 (399 amino acids)
Biological process (GO): double-strand break repair via homologous recombination
Cellular component (GO): Slx1-Slx4 complex
Molecular function (GO): 5'-flap endonuclease activity; crossover junction DNA endonuclease activity
Source: RefSeq, a predicted model, not a curated record